Naumovozyma castellii is the source of this 675-nucleotide messenger RNA. It is a transcript of the gene CYT2, whose product is annotated as cytochrome c1 heme lyase CYT2. The coding region runs from base 1 to 675 and encodes 224 amino acids. The transcript has a single exon. The record is from RefSeq and is a predicted model, not a curated record. NCBI's taxonomy places the organism in Eukaryota, Fungi, Ascomycota, Saccharomycetes, Saccharomycetales, Saccharomycetaceae.
AUGACAGACACCGUUCAGCAGCAAGAUCAGCCUAAAUGUCCUCUUGACGACGAGGCUAAACAAGUAUGGCUAAAACAACAUGCCUCGAGCAACCCUCACCCAAUGCCCGACCAUGAACAACCUCAACAACCAUUAGAGUGCUCGUCUGAGACUCUCAAACAACCCACCCCGGCUUCCAAUAGGGAGAUAUCCACCAUACCUAGAACAGGAACAGAACAAAACUGGAUAUACCCCUCAGAAUCACAAUUCUACCAGGCAAUGAAAAGGAAGAAUUGGAACCCAGAUCUCAAGGACAUGCAAACAGUUGUCCCCUUGCAUAACUCUAUUAACGAGAGAGUUUGGCAUUAUAUUAAGAAUUGGGAGAAAGAUGCCGGCGGAGACGCAUGUGGAGGCAUAAAAUUGUCCACUUUUAAAGGAGAUUCUCAUAAAUGGACCCCGAGAGCUUGGAUUAGAUAUAAUAUCUUCCAAAUGAGUAAACCCUUCGAUAGACACGAUUGGCAAAUAGAUAGAUGUGGCAAGACUAUCGAUUAUGUCAUUGAUUUCUACUGUGAUAUGAAAAAAGUGGAACACGAUGGGAAGAUAGAAGAGAUGCCCAACGUUUAUCUUGAUGUAAGACCCAAAUUGAAUUCCUGGGAGGGCAUCAAAUUAAGAUUAUGGAAGACAUUCAAAUUUUAA